CUAUGGUGAAAAAUUCUUUGUUCGGGCACGUGGCUGGUUGGCGUUUUCGCAAGAGAAAAGAAAAAAUAUUACAAAUUCGAAUGUUACGCGGAAGUCCGGCAUAUCUCCCCACUUUUGGGAGCAACAUAAUAACCAAAAAAUAAAUAAAAAUUCUCCCCAUCUGAGAUGUCUCAAACAUGAAUGAAGGUAAUUCAGCAGGAGGGGGGCACGAAGGGCUAAGCCCGGCCCCUCCUGCUGUGCAAGACCGCGUUACGUUACAAACUACGGAAAAAUCAGCAGCAGCAACAGCAGCUACAACGCCCAAAUUAGUCACAACAUCUUCUUCACCCAGCUUCUCCUCCUCAUCAAAGGAGGGAAGUGGUAGUGGUAGCGGUAGCAGUUCGUCCAAUAACAAGCUGUUGCCCCUGCCACAACAAAAACAACAGCAACACACAGAGGCAACAACUUCUGGAACUGCCGUCACCGCAUCAUCCCAAUCCACUAAAGAAGCUUAUUCCACUUCACCACCGCAGGCCAAGCGUCAGCGUUUGGAUAGUGAGAGCAACAGCAGUAGCAAUAUUGUGGGAUCUUUAGUUCCAUCUAGCAAUAUAGUUGGCUCUCUAUUACCCGCCUCUGUGGUGGCCAGCCCGGAGGAGAUUGCUUCGCCAGCUCUGCAGGAUUUGAAUGCGCUCAAAAAGCGCAUACUUCAACAAAAAUUGCAGAUUUUGCGCAAUCUUAAAGAAAGGCAUCUUGAAAAUGUGUCCGAAUACUUUUACCUACAAAACGGCGGCAGUAUGAUGGACUACCCUGCGUGGCGUAAAAAGACACCAACACCGCAGUUCAUCAGCUAUAGCAAUGCGAAUCGUAUCGAUCAGCUGAUACAGCAGGAAGAGAAGCCAUCAACAUCGGCUCAAGCGGCACAAACAGUAUCAGCCCAAAAUCAAGUUCAAGUAGAAUUAACUACAGCUACGACAACAACAACACCACCAUCAACAAUAACAAACACAGCCUCAACAACAAGUGCAACUACAGGGACAACAUCAAACACAACAACAACAAACACAACAGCUACAACUACAACACAAGUUACUGUACCUGCUGAUGCAAUCAAAACGAAUACGCAAUCUCAAUUGCCGGCCAAGGUUGGCGCAGCAGCUCAGCCCACCUCCACUAAGCCCAAUAGUCCAGCAAUAUCUGCAGCUGGUGGUACAACGCCCACUGCUGCAACUACAACUACCAGCAGCAGUAUAGUGGCCGAUCAGCCGACACCGGCUGCUACCAAAACCACCUCCAGCACCACAGCUGUAGCCACCACAACCACUGGGAUUAGCAGUAGCAACAGUAGCAGCAGCAGCAGCAAUAGUAGUAAUAGCAGCAACAGCAGUGGUGGUAAUGUCCUGCCAUCCGAGGCAGAAAUUAAAAUACCCGCUGUUGGUGCCACUCCUGUGGCCAUAUCAACCAAAUUACCAGCUGCUGUGGUACAGCUAACACAACAAGGUGGUACACCCUUGGUACCCUGCAGUACGGCAGUGGGUUCAACCACACUGCGACGCACUGAUGGUCGGGGAGGAGGAGCAGCCACUCCACAGCCAACGACAACGUCCACACCCAUCUACACUGGCAAUGGACCUGGCAGUAGUACACCGAGUAGCAGUAGUUUGCUUAGUCCGGCGAAUGCUGGUAAUAGUGGCGGUGGCGGAUCGACAACCCAUCAGAAUACCACCACUGGCAGCGGCAGCACGGUUAACGCUAGCACCAGCAGCGGAGGCAACAACAACAAUGCCAUGACAGCUGCCCAGGAGUUUUCGUUCAAGGCCAAACAGGAGGUUUAUGUGAUGCAACGUAUAUCCGAAUUACAGCGAGAGGGAUUAUGGACUGAAAGGCGAUUGCCAAAGCUACAAGAGCCAAGCCGACCCAAAGCCCAUUGGGAUUAUCUACUCGAAGAAAUGGUCUGGCUGGCAGCGGAUUUUGCACAGGAGCGCAAAUGGAAGAAAAAUGCAGCCAAGAAAUGUGCCAAAAUGGUGCAAAAGUAUUUCCAAGACAAGGCCACAGCUGCCCAACGGGCGGAAAAGGCCCAAGAGUUGCAGCUAAAGCGUGUUGCCUCAUUCAUUGCACGUGAGGUGAAAAGUUUUUGGUCAAAUGUCGAGAAACUGGUUGAAUAUAAACAUCAGACAAAGAUCGAGGAGAAACGCAAACAGGCGCUCGAUCAACAUUUAAGCUUUAUAGUCGAUCAGACGGAGAAAUUUUCGCAACAACUGGCCGAGGGCAUGAACAAGACAACCAGUGGGGUAACGGAGACAACGCCAAGUUUGAAUUCCAGUCGCUUAACAUCGCCAAAAAGAGAAUCUGAUGAUGAAUUUCGUCCAGAGUCUAGCUCUGAGGAUGAUGAAGAGACCAUUGCCAAAGCUGAGGAAGAGGCGGCCGAUGUUAAUGAAGAGGUUACAGCAUUGGCCAAGGAAUCUCAAAUGGAUUUUGAUGAUUUUCUCAAUGAUUUGCCACCGGGUUAUUUGGAAAAUCGUGAUAAACUAAUGCAAGAAGAACAAAGCUCCACGGCCAAGCCAGAUGAUGGUGAUGAUGGCGAUAAUAGCGAUGAUAGCGAGUUCCAGGCCAAAGAGGCCAGCGAUGAUGAUGAGAAUACCAUUAGCAAACAAGAGGAGGCCGAACAAGAAGUCGAUCAUAAAAAAGAAAUCGAUGAACUGGAAGCUGAUAAUGAUCUUUCGGUGGAACAAUUGCUAGAGAAAUAUAAAUCUGGCAAAAUCAAUGAUGAUGAUGAUAAUAAACGGCCAUCAUCCAACGAACCGCCAAGUGCCAAAAGACGUAAAAUGGAACUCGACUCAGAUGAUGAAUCCACGGCUGUGGAAGACGACGAUUCCAGUGAUGAAAGUGAAGUGCCGAGUAGUGACGAUGACGAAGAAGAUCUGUCCACCAUUCAAACCGACACCGAACUGGAUGAAGCAGCCGAACAGGAUGAGGGUCUUAAGAGUUUAAUUGCAGAUAGUGAGAUUAAAAUUGAAGGAGGUGAAGCUGCUGCUGAAAGUAAGGCAACUACCACCGGCAAUAAAGAUGACAUGCUCAAUGAUGCUGCCGCUUUGGCCGAAAGUCUUCAACCUAAAGGCAAUACGCUCUCCUCCACCAAUGUGGUUACUCCUGUGCCCUUCCUACUCAAGCAUACGUUACGGGAAUAUCAACACAUUGGCUUGGAUUGGCUGGUGACCAUGAAUGAGCGUAAACUCAAUGGCAUACUGGCCGAUGAAAUGGGUCUGGGUAAGACCAUACAAACCAUUGCUCUGCUUGCGCAUUUAGCUUGUGCACGGGGCAAUUGGGGUCCACAUUUGAUAGUGGUUCCCUCAUCUGUGAUGCUCAACUGGGAAAUGGAAUUCAAGAAAUGGUGUCCCGGCUUCAAAAUACUCACCUAUUACGGCUCACAAAAGGAGCGUAAAAUGAAACGUGUUGGGUGGACCAAGCCCAAUGCAUUUCAUGUAUGCAUCACCUCAUACAAACUGGUUGUGCAGGAUCAACAAAGUUUUCGACGCAAGAAAUGGAAGUACUUAAUUCUCGAUGAGGCGCAGAACAUUAAAAAUUUCAAAUCUCAACGUUGGCAAUUGCUAUUAAAUUUUUCAACCGAAAGACGACUGCUGCUUACAGGAACUCCUCUGCAGAAUGAUUUAAUGGAGCUUUGGUCUCUAAUGCAUUUCCUAAUGCCGUAUGUCUUCUCUUCACAUCGGGAAUUUAAGGAAUGGUUCUCUAAUCCUAUGACUGGCAUGAUUGAGGGAAAUAUGGAGUACAAUGAGACAUUGAUAGCUCGUCUUCAUAAGGUUAUACGACCCUUUCUGUUGCGUCGUCUCAAAAAGGAAGUGGAGAAGCAAAUGCCCAAGAAAUAUGAGCAUGUGGUAAUGUGUCGCUUGUCGAAUCGCCAACGUUUUCUCUACGAAGACUUUAUGAGUCGUUCCAAAACGCGAGAAACUUUACAAACUGGCAACUUGUUGAGUGUGAUCAAUGUUUUGAUGCAAUUGCGUAAGGUUUGCAAUCAUCCGAAUAUGUUUGAAGUUCGUCCCACCAUAUCACCAUUUCAAAUGGAGGGCAUUACAUUCCAUACUCCACGAUUGGUCUGCGAUAUAAUGGAGUAUGAUCCGUUCACGGAAAUCAAUUUGCAAACGGUGAACCUUUUGUUGCUGCAACUGGAGUUAACAUUGACUGCGUAUGUCUCUCACAAGUCGCGUCUUCUGGCUCCACCUCGCAAACUGAUUGAGGAGGUGGAUACAGCACCACAGCCACCACCACGUUGUCCUAAUGGAAAAUAUCGUUUCCAUAUACGAGUGAGAAAUGCCGAAUUGGCUCAACGUAUUAAACUGCAAGCAGUUCGUGUGGGUGCCAGUCCAGCAAUGAGAAUGGAAGGUUCCAAAAUUGUACCCGUGCGAAGUUUGGUGCCCAGUGGACGUGUUUUGAAGCGAGUUAGUGGCUCCAUUAAUCCCAUAAAUAUGGCCCUCAAGCCAGUGGUGAUAAAUAAAGUGUUGGGCACAGCAACAACGACGACGCCUUCUACUACUCCAUCUGUAGCUCCGCCAGCUUUACGUUCGCAAAUAAAUGCACCAACGCCGGCUAAAGUGGCCAAAACAAUGCAAGAUGGCAAACCAUUUUUCUACCUCACACCUGCUACAAAUGUUGGAGGAUCGGGAGCUCGUUUAACACUAACCAGCAAGACGACAGCAGCAGCAAGCAGCACAACAACCCCUUCCACGUCACCGAGACCACAAGCUCCGCCGGCUCAGCAGCAACAACAACUGAGUAAAGAACCCAUUGUCAAAGAUUUAGCUAUUCAUGUCAAGCAGAGACAGCAGGGCUUGCUCGCAAAUGGCAAAGCAGAUGAUGAAUCUUGCUCUAAUCCUACUCCAGAGGCAGCAGAAGAUCCGUAUAAGGUGCAAGAAUUGAUUCAAAUGCGUAAAGAAAUGCGUUUGGCAUCGCUUAAGCGGAUGUCGAUGGUCAAUCGACGUCGCACAGAAGCCACACCCAUCUAUGGUGAGGAUUGUCGCUCGGCUAUUGAACGUUGCAUGCAGACAACGAGGACAUUGAAGCGUUCAACGUGGCAGACGCGAGGCUAUGCAAAUUGCAAUACGGCCAUGUUGCAUCGUUCAGACAGUUGGUCAUUGAAUGUAAUACUGAAAAGUUUUGAGCAACGUUGUCUGGAAUUGAGGCCGAUAUUUGCCAAUUAUGUAAUAUAUGUUCCUUCGGUGUGUGCUCCCAGAAUACGUCGAUAUGUUCAGAAUCUCUCGUCCACGCAUUGGCAGCAUGAGAGAAAAAUCGAGAAUUGUGUAGCCGAGGCAUUGUUACCCAAAUUGGAUCUCCUGCAUCCCAUUAUAUCGGCAAUGACAACCCAAUUCCCGGAUCCCCGCUUAAUUCAAUAUGAUUGUGGUAAGCUUCAGACUUUGGAUCGUUUACUGCGCCAAUUGAAGGUCGAUGGACAUCGUGUCUUGAUCUUUACACAAAUGACCAAGAUGUUAGAUGUAUUGGAGGCAUUCUUGAACUACCAUGGCCAUAUCUAUUUGAGACUCGAUGGCUCCACACGAGUGGAACAGCGACAAAUUUUGAUGGAACGUUUCAAUGGAGAUAAACGAAUCUUUUGCUUCAUACUCUCCACCCGUUCUGGUGGUGUAGGCAUUAAUCUUACCGGAGCGGAUACUGUGAUCUUUUACGAUUCCGAUUGGAAUCCAACUAUGGAUGCCCAGGCCCAGGAUCGUUGCCAUCGGAUAGGACAAACAAGAGAUGUUCAUAUCUAUCGCCUCGUUUCGGAGAAAACCAUCGAAGUGAAUAUCCUGAAGAAGGCAAAUCAAAAGCGUAUGCUUAGUGAUAUGGCCAUUGAGGGUGGUAACUUUACCACAACUUUCUUCAAAAGCUCUACCAUUAAGGAUUUGUUUAACAUGGACGAAGAGAAGGCGGAGAAGACAGAAACUGAAAAGGAGAAAAUUGUAACUACAGAAGUGGAGACGAUUGAACCACCGGCUAUUGUCGAUACCGAGAAGCAAUCUUUACGUGCCUUUGAACAUGCUUUGGCCGCGGCCGAGGAUGAGCAGGAUGUUCAGGCUACCAAAACAGCCAAAGCCGAAGUGGCAGCCGAUUUGGAUGAGUUUGAUGAGAAUAUUCCCAUCGCAGAUGAUGCCAAUCAAGAGGGUGGAUCAUCAAAUCAGCCAGUUGAGCUAAGCAAAGCGGAUAUGGAAAUGCAAAAUCUUGUCAAGCAGCUAUCGCCAAUUGAACGUUAUGCCAUGCGUUUCGUGGAGGCCACUGGAGCCGCUUGGUCAGCCGAACAGAUGCGUGCCGCCGAAGCGGAAUUGGAAGCACAGAAACGUGAAUGGGAGGCAAAUCGUUUGGCUGCCAUGCACAAAGAGGAGGAGUUGCUGAAACAAGAGACGGAACCAGCCGAGGAACAGCUUACGUAUAGCCGCAAGGAUUCGUCGAUCAAUCAGGUGUGGAUAUCGCGCAAUACCAUGGAACAGAUGCCGAUGUGGUGUCCACCUACGCCGCCGCAGGAUAACGAUGACAUUUAUAUAGAUCAUUCGUUAUCCUUUAUGUAUGAGCUAGAACCCAUUGCUGAGAUGGAUCUGCCUCCGGUGUAUGUGCGUAAAGAGCAUAAACGUUCACGCACUGAUGCGGGCGGCAAUGGCAGCUAUGCGGAUGGCAGUCGUAGACCCAAUAAAAUGCGUCGUGAGGAUAAUUAUGUGCCACCAAGAUCGCUAUUCGAUCGUCCCACAGCUCAGUUGGCGCGUUUACGUCGCGAUUUGAAGAGUCAGCGUUUCCGUGGCAGCUUCAAGCCCAAUUCCCCAAUACCAGGAUUGAAGCAACAGGUGCCAGUUAAACCACUAACCGAACCCGAAGCCAUGAGUGAAUGGUGCAUCUUCGAGGAUAUUGCCAUAUUGCAUGUUCUCAUCAAUUUGCAAGGUUUGCCAUGUAAUCUAAUGUUGCUGUCACCGGGACAAACACCAAAUUGGGAUUUGGUAUCCGAGUUGGUGAACUUUUGCUCGAAAACCUAUCGUUCGGCGCGUCAGUGUCGUUUUCGUUACGAGACUCACAUACAGACACGCGAGGAGAGUGUCAAGGCGGUAGAGAGUCCCAAGAAGCAAAAGAAAUUAAAGCCCACAUUGCGCACGGAAUACGUAAAGAGUCCUUUACGCUAUUUACGCACCACCCAACUCUAUUGUAGCGAUAACAAUGCUUCAUUUUUCAAGGUGAUGCGUUCGAGAUUCGAUAGCAUUAAGACGGCCUAUUUGAAGAAGGCUCCACCGCCAAAGCGUCAAUUUAAUGCACCAAGCCUGAUGAAUCCUAAGCAUAUGGAAGUGUUGCAAGAGUUUGGUAUACAUAAUUAUGAUCAGCCUGUAUCGCCCAUGAAUAUAGCCAUGAUGAAGGCCAACAAAAUGAGAGAAAAGCAACAACGUGGUGGCGGGCAACAGCAACAACAACAGCAGCAGCAACAACAGCAACAACAGCAGCAGCAACAACAGCAACAGCAGCAACAUCAACAUCAAAUGGCCCAACAACAACAACAGCAGCAGCAACAACAACCUCUACAGCAGCAACAGGCAACAGCCCAAGUGCAGCAACAACAACAACAAUUGACUGUAACAACUUCUACAACUUCAUUGCCUGUGCAACAGACUGUAGAACUUGUGCAGCAGCAGCAGCAACAACAACAAACCAAUAAUUCUACAGCCGCAGCAGCAACAACCGUUUCUGUGCCCGCCCAAGGGCAACUUCAGCAAUUACAAAUACAACAUUUGACAGCAAAUGUUUCAACUGGCCAACAGACAGCCAUACUUUUGCAUCAAACAACACCACAGCAGCAACAACAAAUGCGCACGGGUCAGACGACAACAACCCAGCAAUUGGUAAAGACGAUAGUGGGAACCUCAUCGAGCCUUAUGGCCGGCCAGCUGCAACAGUUGGCCGCUGCCGGUGGCAAUGCAACAACGGGACCCACAAGUGUCAGUGUGGUGCUAACCACACCGGUUCAAACACUGCCAGCUGUGGUGCAAACUCAAAACCAGAGUGGCGCCCAAAUCGUGUCCAUCUCAUCGCAGACAUCGUUGCCAGUUAGCAGUGCCCCGCAAUUGGGUAGUAUUGUCCAGACGCAAACCUUGCCGCAGGUGGUAUCAGUUGGUUCUGUGCUGACCACCACAGCCAGUCAGCAGCAACAGACGACAGCAGUUACCACAUUGAAUGCGGCCAUGCUUAGGGGUCAGAGAAUAGUUUCAGCCGGACCGGGAAAUACGGUGCAGCAACGUACAACGGGCACAGGGCAAUCGAUUGUAUCUAUGCCCAGUUUGGGGCAAAAUGUUGGGCCCCAAUUCCAGACGCAUGUGCGUUUGGCAGCUGUUCCCGCCGCUCAGGCAGGCAAUCAGACAACCACUCAAUUGGUGACCACCAAGGGUAUACCGGUGAGUGCCCUGCAGCAGGGUGGCAAGACUGUGAUCCCUGGGACUCAACAGCAACCAGGUGGUGCUCAUAUUCAACUCUAUCGCCAGCGAAGUCUCAAAGUGUUGCAGACAACGGCAGCGCCCCAAGGCGGAGCCACUGCAACGGCCGGCGGUGUGGCUGGUGGGGCCGGAAAUAGCGGUAAUCUGACAAAUCCAACUGUUGUCCAGACAGCUGGCACUAUUAUCCAAACGAGUAAUAUGCCCACUCAUGUGACCAGCCAAAAAGUGGCUGUGUCUGGAAUGCCAGGAGCAACCACAGUGCAGGCUGGAAAUGUGGUUAGCAGUGUGCAGAUGCAUCAGCAGGCGCGAACGCAGCUUAUCAAGCAAAUGGCAGCGAAUAAGCAGGGUCUACAGCGCCAAGUGGUUUCGGCGGAUGGAACAACAACCACGGCAACAACAACAACUGGUGGCGAUAUGUUGCUCGUGAAAAGGCAUAAUAUUUUGGCCCAAAAGGGACAACAGGGUACGGCAUUGUUUACCACGACAACAGCCGCCGCUGCAGCAGCAGCCAAUGCUCAACAGCAGCAGCAGCAGCAACAACAACAACAGGGACAAUUGCCAGUCGCCGGUCAGCAGCAGACACAGCAAGUGUCACAGCAACAGAUUGCAUCCCUGGUCAAGGCGUCCACGGCAGCAGCGGUCAGUGGUAGCAGUGUUAGUGCCGGUGGCGUAACUGUCUCUGCCACGGGGCCACCCAACAUGGCUCUGCCACAACUUAAGCCGGGUAGUCAAAUAAAAGUAACCAUGCCACAGAAUCAGGUGCGUCACUUGCAAAUGCAGCAACAGUUGACCAUGCCCCGUAAGAUCAGCCGCAUGACCACCAACAUAGUGGCCACACAGCAGGCGCAACAACAACAAGGAGUUGGCGGUGCCACUGUUGCCGGAACUCUGCCCACCGUGGCCUCAGCGCAACAGCAACAACAGCUACAGCAGCAGCAGCAGCAACAACAACAGAAAGUCUCCGGCGGUGGCAGUGUUCAAGCACAACUAUUGCACAUACAAAACACGAAAGCUUUGCCCAGUUCGGUGACGGUUCAGCAAAUCCAACAGGUAAUGCGUAGUGGUCAACAGGGAACAUUGGCCACCAAUCUGGUGCUGGGCAAAACUAGUGUCGGACGUGUAAUACCCGUUUCGGUGGCCUCGCAGGCCAAUCAACGUCAGACCAUACAGGUGGUUUCCGCUGCUUCAGCCCAGGCCUUGGCUGGAAAUCUGCGCACUCAUGUGUCAGGCCAGAAUAUAGCCAGCGCUUUAAAGGUGGCGUCGGGUGGUGCCGCUGGUCAAGUGACAACCCAGCAAACUUUAAUUGCUGCCCUUCAGCAUAAUCAGAGGCAGAAUGCCAGUCCUGUGCGUCUUCAGACCACAUCUGGUGGUAAUCUUUUGGCUGUGGUUCAGCAACAACAGCAGCAACAACAACAGCAGCAGCAGCAGCAACAACAGCAGCAGCAACAGCAAAACAUUGCUGGUGGACCUACAACUGGUCCAGCUGAAGUGAUGACCAUUACCACACAAACCACACAGACUACUUUGCCCACUGUUCAGCAGCAGCAGCAGCAACAACAACAGCAACAGCAACAGUCGGGAGGCGUGUCUCAAACCACAACGCAACAGGUACGCAAGCUGGUUCAUAAAAAGAUCAUGAUACGCAGCGAAAAAGAAUAGCAUUUGGCCAAUAAAGCCGCCAAGGCGCGUCAUCGCCGAAGCAUGGCCAAAGCCAACGCCGCCUCCACUUCCACCACUAGUUCCUCUUCCUCCACCAUUACCACUUCAACCAAUACCACACAUUCAGACACCACCACCAUAAACACAACAACCACAACAAGUGCAGCAACAUAAAACAAAAUUUUCAAAUCAACAAUUUUUUGGCCAACAAAAAUCAUUUCACAAAUUCGAACGAACUUCAUGUUCUCAUCUAUAUAUAUCCCCCAAACAAUCAAUCAAUCAGUCAAUAUCCGCCUGUCUGUCUGUCUGUCAGUUAGUCAUUGCUAAAUUGAUCUCAAUUUAUAUUUGGAUUGGUUUUACAGCCAUUGUGAGCCAUAUCUGAUUGUGAGUUUGGCCUGGUAUGGGCCGAUUGAUGAGGAUCAUCCUUCUGUUGGCGCUCUCAGCUCAGCUCAAGGCGUUGCCGGCGGCUUUCUUUUUUAAAUGAAAUAUAUAAAUAUAUAUAUAAAUGUACUAUCUUUAAUUCUUAAGUUGUAAUCUGUAAUUAAACUUGUAAUUAUUUAUAUAUAUAAACACAAAAAAUACAUACACAUACUUACCUAUACCACAAUUACAUGGAUACGUAUAUGUAAACUAUAUAUAGAUAUAUAAUUAAAUAUAUAAAUAUUCCUUCCUUGAUAAUAAGUUCUUACCCCUUUUCUCCAUAGUGUUAAAUAUUAAUUAGAAUAUGCGUAAAUCUAGAUGUAAAAUUUUUAACUUAUGAUCCUAGUAUUAUUAUCUAAAGUAAAUACAAUUAAAUAAAAUAUAUAUAUAUAAACAUGUAAAAAA
Messenger RNA from Drosophila willistoni, 10925 nucleotides. It is a transcript of the gene dom, whose product is annotated as helicase domino. Gene Ontology annotation, cellular component: Swr1 complex. The transcript has 14 exons. The coding region runs from base 177 to 10100 and encodes 3307 amino acids. The record is from RefSeq and is a predicted model, not a curated record. NCBI's taxonomy places the organism in Eukaryota, Metazoa, Arthropoda, Insecta, Diptera, Drosophilidae. Gene Ontology annotation, molecular function: ATP hydrolysis activity; ATP-dependent chromatin remodeler activity; ATP binding.